This is a messenger RNA of Pyrus x bretschneideri (Chinese white pear), 2569 nucleotides long. Its product is annotated as putative UPF0481 protein At3g02645. Lineage: Eukaryota; Viridiplantae; Streptophyta; Magnoliopsida; Rosales; Rosaceae. The transcript has 4 exons. The record is from RefSeq and is a predicted model, not a curated record. Bases 1072 to 2403 code for a protein of 443 amino acids.
AUUCGCUUUAUUUUUUUUUUCUUUUCAUUUUAGAUGAGAAGUAUUGUUGCUGAUACUUCAACAAAUUAUCAUGCACACAUUCUCAAAAUAAUAAUUUCCCUUCAAAACGAGUUAGACGACAUAUUUUUAAUCUUUCGUCUAGCUUUUUUCUUCUCCAAUACUAUGUUUGCGCGUAUCCAUCGGUUUGAAACUUUUAGUGUCGUAGUUACUCCUUAAGGCAAUGUUGCAGCUUUCUUCUUAAUAUCUUUGAGUUGAAUAGUUUGGCUGUGUAUAUAUGUUUAAGUUUCAUACAUAUUCACUAUUGAGUACAACUAUCAACCAUGCAUUGAUAUUGUCUUCAAUUAAUCAUUAAUCUUCGAAUUUCAAAGAACAUAUUAUUCUUACAUGAAAAUCAUAUUGAUUCUAUGAAAUUCGUUGAUAUUUUUAAUAUAUCCCCUUAUAAUUUUUUAUAUUCUACCUAUAUCACAAAUAAUUGUAUUAAUUUACCUAUAUCAUAAGUUUAUCUGCCUAUAAUAUAGAUUGAUUUAAUAUUUUUCUUAAUCUACCUCUAUCACAUAUUAAAUGUGAUUAAACUCUAUGACAUUGUUCAUACUCUUUCAUGUAAGAAAUAUGAAUUUCAUAGAAUCAAUAUCAACAAAGAAAUAUUGUGAUAUAGGUACCUGUGAUUAAACUCUAUCACAUUGUUCGUACUCUUUCCAAUUGCAUAGUGACGUCACAACUCUAUAAAAAUACUACACGACUUCAAGUUUGACUUAUUAUUCGUAGACAUAUUUGCGUCUUUAGCGGCGUUGAUGUUCUAUUGUGUAAAAAAGGACAUUGAUUACUCUCUGUACAAAGAAGGCGAGCGGAGGCCAAUUUCAAAACUGCAAUUUCACACGCGGAUGCACCUAGCAAAAUGGAAGUGAAGUACUAACAUUUUACAAGGCAGAACCUUCAAAUGGAAAUUGCAGAAACCUGGCAUUGAGAUUUGGUUCUUUCAGCAGUAGGACCUCAGGAUUGAAGACUGAGUUAUUUGAUCCUCAUCUCAUCGUCAACAAUUGCGAUUUGGAACAACAAACACAUUAGCAUUAAAUGGAAGGAAGGAGCAAAGCUUCAUAUGACAUCGAAAGCCUGUGCACUCCGUUACUAACUUCAAUGGGUCAGAGUCAGGAGAAUGAUUUGCCUCCCUUGUCCGAUCCGUGUUGUAUCUACAGAGUUCCUGAACCAGUACGGUGUGUAAAUGAAAAGGCCUACACACCUCAAAUAGUCUCUAUAGGUCCGCUUCACCAUGGCAAGGAAGGCUUAGAAGAAAUGGAAGGACACAAGAGGAGGUAUCUGCAGUAUUUUUUAGAGCGGACUGGGGUCAGCGAGAAAGAUUAUGUAACGAAAAUAAAGGGCAAGGAAGCGGAAUUGCGCAGUUGCUAUGCGCACACCAUUGAGUUUAGCAGUGAAAAAUUUGUAGAAAUCAUUCUUGUGGAUGCCGCGUUCAUCAUUGAGCUCUUAUUGAGGAGGGACGGGGAGCAUAUCAAGCCCGAUAGCAAUGACCGCAUCUUUUACAAACCAGGGUUCAUAAAUUUUAUAGUACCUGACAUGCUUUUGCUCGAAAAUCAGCUGCCAUUUUUCAUUCUUGAGGAUCUCUUUUCCUUGACAAAAAAAGAAGAGGAUCUCUUUCCCACUGCCGAUCAGGUGCCGGCUACGAAGCUUUCAGUACUUGACCUCUCUUACGAGUUCUGCAAGAAAUCAACGGGGUUUUAUAUGGAAAAAGACAAUUGGAAAUGUCCUACUUCUGUAGUACAUCAUUUUGUUGAUUUGGUUAGAACUUUACAUCUACCAACGGCGAAGGGGAACUCAGAAAAGGGAGAGCAACUCGGAUUUCGAGGUAUACCGCCCUCGACGAAACUACACAGGGCUGGAGUCAAGUUUCGUCCGGUGAGAUCAAGCGAGAAUUUAUUUGAUAUACGUUUCAAUGAUCAAGACGGAAUUUUGAAAAUUCCACAUCUAAUAAUCGAUGAUGACACAGAGCUUGUACUCCGAAACGUUAUUGCCUUUGAGCAAUCCCAUUGCACUCCGAAUUCCUACUUCUUCAGUGAUUAUAUCAUCCUCAUUGAUCAUUUGGUGAACACCCCAAUUGAUGUGGAAUUGCUUGUCAAGGAGGAAAUUGUUGAAAAUCUGCUUGGUGACAACAAUGAGGUAUCUACUCUGAUUAACAGGCUUUGCAAAGGUGUUGUGUUUGACAGAGAUGAAUUCAGUUAUGCUAAGCUUACAAAGGACCUCGACAACUACUGCAAAAAUCCGUGGAACAUAUGGAUGGCAGAUCUGAAACAAACAUAUUUCGACACACCUUGGAAAAUUAUUUCCUUCAUUGUUGCUACUUGUGUCAUCUUACUCACUAUCACACAAAUGGCGUGGACUUUUACUCGCUAAGUAUCAACAUUAAGUUAGGCACUCCGUUUUCCAUUUCAUUUUUCUUCCUGUUCUUUUCCCAGUUAAUUUCUACUCAUGGUAGCUUUUCACCAUGGAGUACCACAAACUCAAGACCGUUACUAGUUGUAUCAUUAUUUCUAUCAUUUCUUUAAGGGCUGAUUUGGUA